This is a messenger RNA of Theileria parva strain Muguga, 2046 nucleotides long. RefSeq names its product GTP1/OBG family protein (gene obg). The record is from RefSeq and is a predicted model, not a curated record. The transcript is spliced from 9 exons. NCBI's taxonomy places the organism in Eukaryota, Apicomplexa, Aconoidasida, Piroplasmida, Theileriidae. Gene Ontology annotation, molecular function: magnesium ion binding; GTPase activity; GTP binding. The coding region runs from base 1 to 2046 and encodes 681 amino acids.
AUGAGAAUUUUUGGAAUCCUGAGAUUUCUCACUUUUUACACAUUUCUCAACUUUUUUACCAAUUCCAAAAUCUUCAACAAUUCCAAACUUUUCACGAAUUCCAAAAUCUUCAACAAUUGUAAACUUUUCAAUAAUUCCAAACUUCUUGAGAAUUGUAAACUUCUUGACAAUUCCAAAAUUUUCACGAAUUGUAAACUAAUUCCAAAUAAAACAAAUUUGAAUAUUUGUAAAAUUAAGUCAUUUGGCUUCAUAAAUCCUUCCAAUCACACUGUAAACUCCUCUGUGAACUCUGUAAACACCUCUGUAAAUUCCUCUGUAAACACCUCUGUGAACUCUGUAAACACCUCUGUGAACUCUGUAAACACCUCUGUAAAUUCCUCUGUAAACACCUCUGUGAACUCUGUAAACACCUCUGUGAACUCUGUAAACACCUCUGUAAAUUCCUCUGUAAACACCUCUGUGAACUCUGUAAACACCUCUGUGAACUCUGUAAACACCUCUGUGAACUCUGUAAACACCUCUGUGAACUCUGUAAACACCUCUGUAAAUUCCUCUGUAAACACCUCUGUGAAUUUACUGGGAAAUGACUGGAGUGACUACAGGGUCGUCGAUUUGUGUGUGAUAAAAGUGAGUGGCGGUGACGGCGGUGACGGCUGUAUGUCCUUUAGGAGGGAGAAACACGUGCCACUAGGCGGAGCAAACGGCGGAAAUGGCGGACCAGGAGGUGACGUUUACAUCGAGUGCAACGACUCCGUAAGCGAUCUCAGAUGGUUCAAGGCAAAUAAAAUAUAUAAAGCACAAAACGGCAAUAACGGGAAAGGAUCCAACAGGAACGGCGCCAAGGGUAAGGACAUGUAUUUAUAUGUACCAAGGGGUACUGUCGUAUCUGACAGUAACGUUCACACCACACUACACCGUAACGGCGAUAAAGUGAGAGUAGCACGCGGCGGUAGAGGCGGCAAAGGCAAUAAACAUUUCAUCACCAAGUUUAAUGUUGUGCCUCGGAUAUGUGAGAGGGGAGAGGAGGGGAUAAAGAGAGUUGUAAAGUUGAUUUAUAAGAAAAUCUCCGACAUCGCACUCAUCGGGAAGCCCAACUCUGGAAAGAGUUCUGUGAUAAGGAGAUUGACAAAUGCCAGGCCUAGAGUUGCUAAUUUCCCAUUCAGCACCAGAUUCCCAAUCCACGGCAUCCUCAACCAAACACAACACGAUACUAACCAGGUUGAUAAGGUUGGCAGUGCCGAAAGUGUGGAACAGGAAACUGAGGAGACAGAAGAUGAAUUUGACAGCUGCGGAUAUGAAUCAGAUGAAGAAAUAGAUGACACAGAAGAACAAAUAGAUGUGACAGACCCGGGGGACAGAAUAAGUUUGGUGGAUGUUCCUGGUUUAAUUGACGGGUCAAGUGAGGGUAAAGGACUUGGCCAUGACUUUUUAAGGCAAAUUGAACACUCCAAAACUCUCUCAUACGUCAUCGAUUCCUCCAAUCAAGACCCGUUGGGGGAUUAUAUGUCUGUGAGGAGAGAGUUGGAGUUGUACAAUCCUGAGAUACUUGAGAAGGACGAGAUAAUACUGCUGAAUAAAAUUGACUUAAUUGACAACCAGACGAUCUUCAAACUCAUCAACACUUUCCUCAAACACACAAACCACAACCACAUCUACUUCCUGUCAGCGAAAACCGGUGAGAACAUGGACUUUAUCAACACACUCUUCCAAAAACUCUACUCAUCCCAUACCACUCACACUACUACUACUGAUGGUGGUGACAGUGUGACUAAAUUUGACGACUUGGACGACUUUAGAAAGUUGGACAGGAAAAAAUUCACAGUGACUUGUGAGUCUGAUGGUGCUUUUAGGAUAUCCUCUCCUUAUUUGGAGCGGAAGAUUAAGAUGAUGAGGUUUGACUUACCCGAGACUAUGGACAAGCUCAAGAGUAUCCUAAAGGCCAAUAAAGUUAACAAGAAACUGAUUAAACUAGGCUUAAAAGAAGGAGGAAUCAUACACAUCGGAGAUCUCGCAUUCACAGCACAAUCCAAUAAUUUCUUCCAAUAA